Molecule: messenger RNA, 5014 nt
Organism: Cavia porcellus (domestic guinea pig)
Lineage: Eukaryota; Metazoa; Chordata; Mammalia; Rodentia; Caviidae
Gene: Dct
Product: dopachrome tautomerase
Exons: 8
Coding region: 419-1984 (521 amino acids)
Biological process (GO): ventricular zone neuroblast division; developmental pigmentation; positive regulation of neuroblast proliferation
Cellular component (GO): melanosome
Molecular function (GO): oxidoreductase activity; dopachrome isomerase activity
Source: RefSeq, a predicted model, not a curated record
UUAAAGUCAAGGACUAAGGAGGAGAGCAGGAGGUUUAGAAAUACCAGCAUAAUAAGCAGUGUGACUGGGGCGCUCUGUAAAUUAGUUAGACAAAGCUUGAUUUAACAGGGGAAGACAGUGAGAAGCGCCACCCUCAUUAAAUUUGGCUGUUAGAGGCGCUUCUAAUGAAAUUAAAUUUGUGUUAGUUGUUUGAAUCAUAAAAUAGAGUGUGCAUGUGCAUGUACACACCUGUGCACAAGUGGGUUCUGUGAUUUUUGUGGGUAUUUUUUUAAGACGAGAGGAAAAGAAUGCAAAAAAAAGUAAGUCCGAAAAAAAGGAUUUGAAUGAAUGAGUGCUUAAGAAAUCAAGAGAGGUCCACAAGGAGGAGGGUGAGACAGAAUCAAGGAGCGGAAAGCGCAAUCCUCCCAGUUACACCGCCAUGCGUCCCCGGCCGUGGGGUCUUCUGUUCAGCUGCCUGGGCCUUGGGAUCUGGCCAGGAGUCUGGGCUCAAUUUCCACGGGUCUGCAUGACCUUAGAAAGCCUGAGGAGCAAGGAGUGCUGCCCGCCCCUGGGUGAGGAGCCCAGCAAUGUCUGUGGCUCCCAGGAUGGCCGGGGACAGUGCUUAGAGGUGCGAGCAGACACCCGGCCCUGGAGUGGCCCUUACGUCCUGCGAAACCGGGAUGAUCGUGAGGAGUGGCCAAGGAAGUUCUUCAAAAGGACCUGCAGGUGCACAGGAAACUUUGCUGGCUACAACUGUGGAGACUGCUGGUUUGGCUGGACAGGCCCCAAGUGUGAUCAGAGGAAACCAACUGUUGUCCGGCAGAACAUCCAUUUCCUGACUCCCCAGGAGAGAGAGCAGUUCCUGGGUGCCUUAGACCUCGCCAAGAGGACCAUGCACCCCGACUACGUGAUCACCACGCAACACUGGCUGGGCCUGCUCGGGCCCACUGGCACCCAGCCACAGAUCGCCAACUGCAGCGUUUAUGACUUUUUUGUGUGGCUCCAUUAUUACUCUGUGAGAGACACAUUGCUAGGACCAGGACGCCCCUACAAAGCCAUAGAUUUCUCACACCAAGGACCUGCUUUUGUGACCUGGCACAGAUACCAUUUAUUGUGGCUGGAAAGAGACCUCCAGCGCCUCACUGGUAAUGAGUCCUUUGCUUUGCCCUACUGGAACUUUGCUACUGGGAGGAAUGAGUGUGAUGUGUGCACGGAUCAGCUUCUCGGGGCAGCCAGACAAGAUGACCCAACUCUGAUUAGUCAGAACUCAAGAUUCUCCAGCUGGGAAAUCGUCUGUGACAGCUUGGAUGACUAUAAUCGCCGAGUCACCUUGUGUAAUGGAACCUAUGAAGGUUUGCUGAGAAGAAAUCGAGUGGGAAGAAACAGUGAAAAGCUGCCAACCUUAAAAAAUGUACAAGACUGUCUGUCCCUCCCGAAUUUCGACAACCCUCCUUUCUUCUACAACUCUAACUUCAGCUUCAGGAACGCUUUGGAAGGGUUUGAGAAGGCGGAUGGGACACUGAAUUCGCAAGUGGCAAGCCUGCAUAACUUGGUGCAUUCCUUCCUGAAUGGAACCAGCUCUUUGCCGCAUUCAGCGGCCAACGAUCCUGUUUUUGUGGUCCUUCAUUCCUUCACCGAUGGCAUCUUUGAUGAGUGGAUGAAAAGAUACCAGCCUGCUGUAGAUGCCUGGCCCGAGGAGCUGGCGCCCAUUGGCCACAAUCGGAUGUAUAAUAUGGUGCCUUUCUUCCCUCCAGUGACUAACGAGGAACUCUUUCUAACCGCAGACCAACUUGGCUACAGUUACGCUAUUGAUCUGCCAGUUUCAGCUGAAGAAGCCCCACGUUGGACCACAACACUCUCGGCGGUGAUGGGAACACUUGUGGGUUUGGUUGCUCUGUUUGCACUGCUGGUUUUCCUUCAGUACAGAAGACUCCGCAAAGGAUACUCACCCCUGAUGGAGACUCAUCUAAGCAGCAAGAGAUACACAGAAGAAGCCGUACCUUAGACAGGAGGCCGGCCAAACUACAGCACUGACCUUGAGAAUAAUCAGACUAUCCUAGAGCUCUUCCUUUACAAGAUCUUUGCUGCAGGUUCUUUUAAAGACAUAACAAUCCUGAAGGUGCUUCACUGUGUUUCUGGUUGGCUAGCAUAACAAAUUCUAGCUGAAGGUGUUUGUCAGGGCGAGGGAUGCAGCACAGUGCCUGCCUGGCAAGUGCGAGGUCCUGAGUUCGAUUCCCAGUACCCCAACAGAAAAUAGUUUAUAAAAUAGACCAAAAAUAUAAGACCCUACAAGUGUUUGGGGCUACCAAACUAGUGGGAAAUUUGCAGAUCAAUGCAGUUGGAGACCUGGAAGGCUCUGGUUCAGUAUUUCUUAGCCCAAACAUCUUUGCUUUUGAUGGUGUGGAGAUGGGAUGCUGGGAUGAGUCAGCUUUUCAUUACUAUACUGAAAUGCUUUAGUGGGGGUUAGUUUUAUAAAUGAAAGAGGUUGUUGUCAUUCACAAUUCUGUUGGAGUAAAAUCUAAGAUUGCAGGUGGUGAUGGCCUUGCUGAGGUGCUAAGUCCUGAGGUGCUCAGAACAUUGCGUGGGAAGAGACGGGGAAUACAUGUGUGUCUGUGCCUGCCUGGCCUCUCUCUUCUCCUUAAAGAUGCACCAAGACUCGGGUUCGAUCAUGGGGACUCUGCCCUGAUGACCUUACCUAAUUCCAGUCGCUCUCUGAGAGCCCUGCUUCUAAACACCAUAGUCAGUCCACCCUCUGCAUUCCUUACAGCAGGGACUAAACUUUAACACGUUAAACUUUGGGGGAACAAAUUAUAUGCAAACCACAGCAGGGGUCAGGCACUGGAUGAAUCUCCAAAACCCUUUAAACAACUACAUACAGUGCUUUUUCUGCCCUCAUCAUCUUCCUGGGCUUCUUUUUCUUCCUUUGUCUGUCUUUUCCUUUCCAGCCUUAAAAAUUAAAACAGGUCUUAUUUUCUAUAUAAGAUAAACAACAAAUAAAUGAAAGAUCAAGUCAGUUGUCUUUGUAAAUAGAAUUUACAGAAUUUUCAGGGAUUUCUCUUCUUUUCUUAUCAGGGUCUCCCUAGGUAGUUCAGGUUGGUCUUGAACUUACUAGGUAGCUCAGGCUGUCCUUGAACUCAUGAUCCUCCUGCCUCAACACCUUCUCCCUCAGCAGUAGGACUGCAGGUGUGCACCACUGCACCUGGUUAAAAUUUUUAGCUUUACAGAGUGGAACUAGUAGAAGAUCCAGUUGCUGGGUGAACAUUGAUCUGAUAGGGAUAAAUAAGUGAAGAAGUACAAUUACGAAGUUUUCUAGUUAAAUCCUAGUUAACUAAUCUACUGUUCCAAACCUAUUAAGUGAAUCAGUCCUUCUAGGAAAAGCUGACCAGAGAAGACUACUGACAUGAUAAUUCUGAACAUGGGACAAUUUGAUUAGAGUCUCAUUAUUCCGGGGUCCUGGCAGUUCCUUUGCUAUGUAGCUUCAGAUGAGAAAUUAUUCACAUGUAAUGCAUUUUACUUUUUUGAAAGCACUAACUGUAGAUUCAUUAAUGCUGCUUCAUACCAAUUUUUACUUAUCGAUGAGAAUCAGUGACAUCUUAUUCAACAGCAAACCAUCUGUUGAAAAUACAAUAAUUUGGAAUUACAUUGUUCUGUGAUCUUAAGUUAUUGAGAUAUCAAGGGAAAUUUUUUCUGCUCAUCUUUGAUGCCUAUGUGUCAGGAGUGAGCCUAAUUUUAAGAAGGGGCUCUUGGUUCACUUGUUUGGCCUCGCCCUGAUGGAAUGGAUGUGUGUCCAGGAUAGGGUACAAAGGGGACUUUAGAGAUGCCUUCUCUGUUUGAGGGCAUGGAAGGAAUGCAAGGCUCACCAGGAGUGACAUUAUCCUUUGCAGUGGACUGUUCAAGCCAGAGCAAUGGACAGUGCUCCACUGGAGCUGAAUCUGAGUCCAAUUCUCAUAAAGUCACAGGUGUAUCUGAGAGGAGGCUCAGCAAUAUCAGCCAGUGUCCUUCAUGGGGUGAAGUCACUAUCCUCAUUCUCAAUUCCUGCUAUUUGGAGUACGUGUGGACAGGGCAGCAGUGGUCAUUCACAUGGCCCUGUCUGCAAGGGUUAUGCUCUGAGCUUAGGGUUGUUGGGGAAUGUACUUUGACAUUUUUUUUUUAAAACGAGGUAAACAUGCAAAAGUAAAGAUGUAAUGCUUCUUGGUAAGCAUGUUCCUGAGAAGUUAUACAUAAAUCAAGUGUAUGUUAAAAGCACCAGGGGAAAUCACUUUUAUAAUAGACGAGCUAUUAUGAAUAAUUCUAUAAAGCAAAUAAUCACAGCUAGCUUAUCUUUCCAGUAGUGCAUGUUAGAAUUUUCAUACAUCCUAUCCUCAUAAGAUUUGGCUAAAGCAAGAUCUAUUUGGAAUAGAGCUAAGUAGUCAUCAUUUAUACUUAGUUGCUUUUAUCUAUAGUGUGUGGAAAUUCUUGCAAAUAUUAUGUUUUAUAAUGCCUUUCUAAAAGAAACAAUUUCCUAAUAUCACAGUUCAUUUAAGAGGAAUAAAAAUUUCCAGCAUUUUCUCACCUUAUAAUAAAUCAACAAAAAAUGCCUUCUAACUACUCUAGAGGUAGGAUAAGCCUGCAGACUGGAAAGCUGGUAUUUACUUACAUUGAGUAUUACGCAAAUAAACUCAGCAAAUGUCACUGAACAAUGCAGGGCUAUGCUUUCUCAAGAAUGUGGGGGGGAUUCAACCUUGAGGAAAAUCAACAGAUUACUUUCAUGCUUUUAUGUUCCUUGUUAGAAACACUGUACGUAUAUGAAUUAUAAUUUCAAUAGAAAUCCCUCUGUGAAGCUGACAUUCAGAAGUGAAUGUCAGGUGUUAAAUAACACCUCUCCUUUUCUUGAAUUAUGGUAUUGACUGUCUUCUACAAUUGUUUAACAUUAAUUUACAACUUGCUUAGGAUUUAACAUUGCUAAUCAUAAUACUAAUGAACAAUUAUAACUUCAUAUUAACAAGGAGUAGGGAAUUUAUUAAAGAAGAAAUAAAAAUAAAUAUCUUGCAGAUUA